Molecule: messenger RNA, 1305 nt
Organism: Gloeophyllum trabeum ATCC 11539
Lineage: Eukaryota; Fungi; Basidiomycota; Agaricomycetes; Gloeophyllales; Gloeophyllaceae
Exons: 3
Coding region: 124-765 (213 amino acids)
Source: RefSeq, a predicted model, not a curated record
UACCAUUCCCCUCUCGCUGGACAAUGCUCCUUUCUGUUACCCGCUAAGUUCCCCAUAAUAACCCCACCCGCACUCUUUGUAUCUCUACUCUACUGCCCCAUUCACGCCCGUCUAUCGCACUCAAUGCCUGCCAUUGUGUGCCCCCAGCCUCGUCCUGCGUCUUCCAGCUCGGACUCGAGCCCCGCGAACCCUGCCUCGCCGAGCGGGGACUCUGCACCCCUUAUGGACGCUGCACUUAUCACCAACGCGCCCCCUCGUCUGUUAUCCCCAAUUCACCUGAAUACGGAGAUGGAUUCCCGCAAUAUUUUUUAUUCCCCAUCCUCAUGUAGCCCUAGAAAGAGGCGCUGCAGCCCUCACGACAAUAUGUAUCGUUCCCCACGUCGCCAGCGACAGCACUGUUCGGCCGCCGACUGCCAUUUCACGACCCUGGGUGUGUUUGACCGCAUGUCCUGGAUAACCCAGGAAGCUGCUGCCAUGGACUUCGCCGAGCGGGACGUGACAGACGUCCUUGAAUGCUCCUAUCAAGAAGUCGAAUGGCUGAAGCAUUCCGAACCGUCAAGCGCAGGCCCUAUCCGUACUCCGAGGGGUCUGAAUCGCCCGGGUUCCACGGACUGUGGCAGCCCGGUCAGCCGGGAACAUUCAUCGCAUCCGCGGGCAUCUUUUCCUAGACACGAGUUCCUCACCCUGUCUCCGCGGACUCCCCCUCGCCGUCCCACCGUUCUCUCAGAAGUUCGGUUUCGGGGCCUCCUCCCCGUUCUCCCAUGAUUCACGACACUCAUGCGUCGGCAGGAUUCGUCAGGAAUCCUGCACGAUGAAGUCGACUACCCUUUUGAGGCGUUUUCCCAACACAUCAUACCAAGCCAAAUAAUCGCACAACACAUUUCUCAAUCGCAUCAACAUCAUUCCAUUCAUCGGCUCACUGUCACCUUGUCACCUGCGUUCAGUCGCGGGUUGGCUUCACCCGGUUGUAUACCAACCGCGCAUCUGCAUCUGACAAUCAUCUGCAUGAUCAUUUAUUCGUUUUUAUGAACCCAUCUUAUUAUUGAUCUAAUCGUUUGCAUUUCCCCAGAACACUUGUAGUAAUGUCUGGCUUCACGUUUCGGUUUCGGUCCUGGACUUCGUCUUCCCCCCGCUGCUCAUGUCGAUAAUAUUCUAGAGAUUGUUUUGCUUUGUGAAUUUGUUGUCCCUGUUGCUUCCAAUCCUGUUGUCAUUUAUUGCGCAUGUUAUCGCUCAGACUGUCUUACGAAUAUGCAUGUAAAUGGGUUAGCAUUUGUCCAUUGUAACGCUUGUAAUGAAAGAUUGUUG